Messenger RNA from Paramuricea clavata, 894 nucleotides. NCBI's taxonomy places the organism in Eukaryota, Metazoa, Cnidaria, Anthozoa, Malacalcyonacea, Plexauridae. The record is from the annotation of a GenBank genome assembly.
GUUAUUGACAAACAUCUUCCCAAUGCACAUACGUAUGCAGAUGACACCCUGAUUUAUCAUUCGUUUCGGCCGGAUACGUCUUUAUCACAAGAUGCUGCACUAAAGAGUAUUGAAAACUGUGUUGCUGACAUUCGUGCCUGGAUGCUUUCUAACCGUCUCUUGAUAAAUGAUUCCAAGACUGAAUUUAUUAUCAUCGGUUCAAAGCAGCAAAUGUCAAAGAUUAACAUCAAUGAAAUUACAGUUGGUAAAUCUACGAUCGAGCCUGUGGAGGUGGUUCAAAGCCUCGGAAUGUGGUUUGACUCACAUAUGUCGAUGGAUAUUCACAUCGGAAAAGUGUGUAGUAAGGCGUUUCGCAGCCUCUAUAAUAUCCGGCAGAUAAGGAAAUUCCUUUCAGAAGAUACAACAAAGAUUUUCGUUCAUGCUUUUGUUACUUCACACCUGGACUACUGUAACUCAUUGUUUUAUUGUUUCCCACAGUCUCAAUAUGAUAGGUUACAAAGAGUUCUCAAUGCUGCAGCACGUGUGGUCUGUUUAAUCCCCAAAUUCGAUCAUAUUACUCCCGUUUUGAUUGGCCUUCAUUGGCUUCCUGUACGGUAUCGGGUGAUUUUCAAGAUUUUGUUGCUGGUGUACAAGGCUCUUCAUGCUAAUGCACCGCCUUAUAUCUCAGACCUUCUGACACCUAAGCAUAUUGGUUGCUACAGCCACCGCUCGAAUGAGCACAAUUUGCUAAUAGUUCCUAAGACAAUGAGGAAAACGUUUGACGACAGAGCUUUUGCCAAGGCUGGUCCAUUUUUGUGGAAUGAACUUCCCGCUGACAUUCGUGAAGCGUCAACAGUGGAAACUUUUAAAAGCAGACUUAAGACCUUUCUUUUUAGAAAGGCAUUUUAUCUUUAA